Actinia tenebrosa (Australian red waratah sea anemone) is the source of this 2711-nucleotide messenger RNA. RefSeq names its product electron transfer flavoprotein-ubiquinone oxidoreductase, mitochondrial. The record is from RefSeq and is a predicted model, not a curated record. Gene Ontology annotation, molecular function: electron-transferring-flavoprotein dehydrogenase activity; iron-sulfur cluster binding. NCBI's taxonomy places the organism in Eukaryota, Metazoa, Cnidaria, Anthozoa, Actiniaria, Actiniidae. Gene Ontology annotation, biological process: electron transport chain. Gene Ontology annotation, cellular component: mitochondrial inner membrane.
GCCAAGUCACUGAAUGAACUUUGAACAGUAGUUUUGAAUGCUUUGAAUCACGUUUUAUUAGUUCAAUAGUUGGGAUAAAGUCUUUCAUAAAAUGUGGAAAGCAAGAAUUUGGACCUUAAAGACUGGUCUAAGCAGAGCGAUUCAAAGUUUAAGAUGCCGAGUUUUUUCAUCUACAACGGAACAGUUCCCAAAGAUUACUACACACUAUACUGUAGUUCCUCGAGAGAAAGAUUCAAGAUGGAAAGAUGUAGAUAUGGAGAGAUUUGGAGACGAAGCUGAUGUUGUUAUUGUUGGUGGUGGACCUGCAGGACUGUCUGCUGCCAUUAGAAUCAAGCAGUUGGCUAAUGAAAAUGGAAAAGAUAUAAGAGUGUGUUUAGUAGAAAAAGCAUCAGAAAUAGGUGGUCAUACAUUAUCUGGAGCUUGUCUGGAGCCUCACGCACUUAAUGAACUAAUACCUGACUGGAAAGAGAAGGGGGCUCCACUUCAUACCCCUGUGACAGGGGACAAAUUUUUGAUUUUAACAGAAAAAGGAAGCAUUCCAAUACCUAUUUUUAAAGGUCUUCCUAUGUACAAUCAUGGGAAUUACAUUGUAAGGCUGGGUAACUUUGUUCGAUGGCUUGGAGAACAGGCUGAAGAGCUCGGAGUAGAAAUAUACCCUGGAUAUGCUGCAAGUGAAGUUUUAUACCAUGAAGAUGGAAGCGUUAAAGGUAUUGCUACCAAUGAUGUUGGUAUUCAUAAAGAUGGUUCUCCAAAGGACACAUUUGAAAGGGGAAUGGAACUACAUGCCAAGGUGACUCUAUUUGCCGAGGGAUGUCAUGGGCAUUUGGCUAAAGGACUGUACAAGAAAUUCAACUUGAGAGAAAACUGUGAUCCUCAGACAUAUGCUAUUGGAAUAAAAGAGUUGUGGGAAAUCAGCCCUGAGAAGCACCAGCCUGGUUUGGUUGAACACACUGUUGGUUGGCCAUUGGAUCGUAAGACAUAUGGAGGUUCAUUUAUUUAUCACCUUGACAGAGAAAAGGAGGGUGCUCCUCUUGUUUCAGUUGGUUUUGUUUUGGGGCUGGAUUACAGUAAUCCUUACUUGAGUCCAUUCAAAGAGUUCCAGCGCUACAAGACUCAUCCAGCAGUAAGGCCAACAUUUGAAGGAGGUAACAGAAUAGCAUAUGGAGCCAGAGCACUGAAUGAGGGAGGCUUCCAGUGUAUUCCGAAGCUAGCAUUUCCUGGUGGUGCUUUGAUUGGAUGCAGUCCAGGAUUCAUGAAUGUACCAAAGAUCAAAGGAACACAUAAUGCAAUGAAAAGUGCAAUGGUGGCAGCUGAAAGUGUGUAUGAGACUCUGACUGAUGAGAACCGCAAAUCAGACACACAAGGUCUUUACUUGGAGUCGUAUGAGCCAAACUUGAAAAACAGUUGGGUUUGGAAAGAACUGAAGAGCGUACGAAACAUCCGCCCAUCAUUCCACACACCACUUGGUCUGUAUGGGACGUUAGCCUAUUCCGCAGUCUUUUAUGUCCUGUUGAGAGGUAAAGAACCAUGGACAUUCCGUACCCCUAAACCAGACGCAUCCUGCCUGACCCCAGCUAAAGAUAACAAACCAAUAGAAUACCCCAAACCAGACGGCGUAGUCUCCUUUGACCUCUUGUCAUCAGUGGCUCUUAGCGGUACAAAUCAUGACGGGGAUCAACCCCCUCACCUUACCCUUAAGGAUGACACUGUACCUGUUAAACAAAACCUUGCCAUCUAUGACGGACCUGAGCAGAGGUUCUGUCCUGCAGGGGUGUAUGAGUAUGUUCCCCUGGAGAGCGGCGAGGGGAUGAGACUACAGAUAAAUGCACAAAAUUGUGUGCACUGCAAGACUUGUGAUAUCAAGGAUCCUAGCCAGAACAUCAACUGGGUCGUUCCUGAGGGGGGAGGGGGACCGGCCUAUAAUGGCAUGUGAUGCUUGAAUUUUAAUUUAUGAAUCGGUGUUAAUAGUGAUAUCUGAUGUCACCUUUAUGGAUUGUAGCCCUUUUAUUCGUUAAGUCUUUUUUCUCGUAAUUAAAUCGUAUCUCAGGAUAUAGCUAUGUAGUCUCCUACGGAGCCGCUAUAGUUUUGUCACGCAACGUAGGGGAGUGAACUAUUAGUGACGACACUAAUAGCCCCUGCGUAGGAGACGAACAGCUAUAAUAAUAUAAAAGAAAGAGGUCAUUCGAGAACGUUUUAGACUUUUAAGGCUUCCUUGGCUAAAUUUGGAUACACUCUUUAAUGUGCUUAAUUGCAAGUCUGACACAGGAAACCCAACUUAAGGUAAAAGUAUUUAAAAAACAGGAAAAAAGAAAAGACAAAACUUGAAUUAGACAGAGAUAGUCUGCCCAAUUGCUGCAAGUGAAAAUCACUUCGAAAUAUCUUCAUUUAUUUUUUGUUGGAUUGUAGCAUUUAUCUCGACCGAUAGGAUGCAUAUUGCUUUGUGUUUUCUAGAAACGAGAAAAAAGCUUUAACCAAAAUAUCACCCCUACGAAUAUGACCCGAGUUCUUUGUCAUGUUAUAAUAAUAAUAUCAAUCUUUUGCUUGCAAUCAUAAUUAUUGUAAUUAUUGUACAUCCUUUACAAAAAUGUAAUUCUAACUUGUCGUUCAUCAGUUCUUAAAGAAAAUUAUGUGAAUAUUUAAGGUUUUUAUUUUGAAAGUAUUAUAUACACUGGAGUAUAAGAUAAAUUUUAACUAAUAAAAUUAUUAAAGUA